AUGGCCGCGACUCGUCUGCUCCCCGUUCUCCUCCUGCUUCUCGUCUCCCACGCCGCCCUCUCGUCAGCUGCACCCCGUCUGCCAAAAAGAAUCUCUCUGACCGUUCAAGCCCACGCGCAGCGCCUUCGAGCACGAGCCGCGGCUUUGAGCUCGAACUCCCAGGGCCUCUUCAGUCAGCUCCGCGGCGCCGUAACCCCCGCCGCAACCGGCGGGCCCAUUAAGUACUGGGGAGGUCCCAUUGUCGCGGGUAACCCCACGGUGAACAUCUACCACAUCUACUACGGCAGCUGGCCGUCGGGGUCCGGGCAGGUCUACAUCGACAACUUCGUUAGGUCUUUAAGUAGCGACUCGGGCGCGCAGGGCUCGUCGAGCGACCCGACGGUGAAGGGGUGGUGGGCGAUCUCGGCGAACUACUAUCAGACGAGCAGCGGGGCGAAGAAGAACGUGAGCUCCAAGGUGCGGCUCGCCGGAACGACGUACGACAACUACUCGUACGGCAAGGCGCUCACCGACAACUAUGUGCUCUCCAUCGUCAAGAGCAAGAUCGGAUCUGGCAAGGCCUUCGCGUACGACCCGCACGGAAUCUACGUGCUUCUAACCAGCAAGGACGUGACUCUUUCGUCAGGCUUCUGCAGCCAAUACUGUGGAUGGCACACGGUCGGCUAUAUCAGUUCAUCCCCAUUCUAUUACGCGUUCGUGGGUCACCACGGCCAGUGCCCCAACUCGUGCGGCGCAAAGAGCACCUCCCCCAAUGGCAACCCCGCUAUUGACGCCACCAUCUCGACUCUCGCGCACGAAAUUACUGAAGCUGCUACGGACCCGGAUGUGCGGUCUGGCUGGUUCGACUCGAAUGGGGAGGAGAACGCGGACCUGAAUGCACCCUCAAGCUGGGUGAGGGUGGAAGGGUUAUCAGUGUGUGCUUGUAGAUUAUUGUCACCCUUCCAGUUGCUGGAAGGGAAGGGAUUUGGGUGA
Messenger RNA from Closterium sp. Naga37s-1, 972 nucleotides. Lineage: Eukaryota; Viridiplantae; Streptophyta; Zygnematophyceae; Desmidiales; Closteriaceae. The record is from the annotation of a GenBank genome assembly.